UACGUGAAGGAUGAGUUUUCCCCCCUCGCGAACGAAGCAUUCAGAAGCCCAGCUGAUAUCCUGCUCCGGAUGACGUCGAUGGAGGCACCGGAGUACCUGCAGGGCGGGCGCGGAACACCGCAUUGCGCGCCGGAGAAGGGUGCCGGCGGGGACCACUUCGUCGUGGAGGACCUGCUCGACUUCUCCAACGGGGGUGAGGAGGGCGACGACUGGGGGUUCGAUGCCGCGGCCGCCAACUCCGCCGACGACUCUUCCACCGUCACCGCCGUCGAGUGCUGCAGCAACUCCUCUUCCUCCCGCCGCGAGCCGCAUUUCGGCUGUGAGCCAGCGUUCCGGAGCUUCGACGACGCUUGCCUUUCCGGCGAUUUAUGCGGCCCGCACGAGGAGCUGGCGGAGCUCGAAUGGCUCUCCAACUUCGUGGAAGAGUCCUUCUCCGGCGAAGACGUUCACAGACCUCAGCUCGUCUCCGGCACCAAUCCUACCACCUCCUUGUCCUCCUACCCCGCCGCAGCUCCUGCCCAGCCUCCGCGCUUGCGCCCGGAGGCCCCUGUCCUCGCCAAGGCCAGGAGCAAGCGCUCCCGACCCGCUCCCUGCAGCUGGUCCUCCAGAGCGCUCGUGUUCUCGCCUUCGACGGCCACCGCCUCGUCGCCCGAGUUGGAGCUCAUCAAGCCCCCGAGCGCCGUCCCGGGAAACAAGGCAAAGAAGCAGGCCUCGGCCGCCGUGGUUGGGUCGCCCCGGGAGGGGCAGAGGUGCCUCCACUGCCAGGCGGAGAAGACGCCGCAGUGGCGGGCGGGACCGAUGGGGCCCAAGACGCUGUGCAACGCCUGCGGCGUCCGCUAUAAAUCGGGCCGCUUGGUGCCGGAGUACCGCCCAGCGGCCAGCCCCACUUUCGUGCCCUCCAAGCACUCCAACUCCCACCGGAAGGUGCUCGAACUACAACACCACAAGGAGCAGGAGCAGCCGCAGCCGCAGCAGCAGCUACUCCUGCACGACGGAGGUGCCGCCGCAGCCGGUGGCGACGGCUACUUGUACCGCCACGUGGGCCCCGACUUCCGACCGCUCACGUGACGAUGUCAGAGAAAUGAAUUAUUAGGGUUAAUUUGAUCAAGAUAAGCUUUUGUAUAGUUUCUUUGG
Messenger RNA from Musa acuminata subsp. malaccensis (wild Malaysian banana), 1134 nucleotides. NCBI's taxonomy places the organism in Eukaryota, Viridiplantae, Streptophyta, Magnoliopsida, Zingiberales, Musaceae. The record is from RefSeq and is a predicted model, not a curated record.